CAGUUCAGAGAUUUCAUUUCAGUCGGAAGAAAAAGAAAAAAAAUGAAAGAAUUAAUAGUUAUUGGCGAAGAAGAAGCAACUUAUGUGGAUGUGAAGCGUCUAAACGCUUUGAGAACCUAUAACACCCGUUUAAGGCAACAUCGGGACUUCGCAAGCCAAGUGCAGAGUCUUCAAUUAAAACUUCAUAGUUUUAAUGUGAAUUAUAAAAAGUCCGAGCAGGAUAUGAAAGCACUGGAGAGUGUGGGUCAAAUAGUAGGCGAGGUGCUCAAGGAAUUGUCCCACAACAAUUACAUUGUGAAGGCAUCCAAUGGACCACGUUAUGUCGUCGGUUGUCGGCAACAACUUAACAAGUCGCGCAUCAAACCUGGCACUAGAGUGGCUUUGGAUAUUACCUCGUUGACCAUAAUGCGGUGCUUGCCCCGUGAAGUGGAUCCUCUUGUCUACACGAUGAGUCAUGAGAAUCCCGGAAAUGUUAACUAUUCCGAGAUUGGAGGACUUAAUGAACAGAUACGAGAAUUGCGAGAGGUGAUCGAACUGCCUCUGCUUAAUCCAGAACUUUUUGUACGUGUCGGCAUUAGCCCACCCAAGGGAUGUCUGCUCUACGGUCCACCUGGUACAGGAAAAACCCUUCUAGCCCGGGCGGUUGCCUCACAAUUAGAUGUGAACUUCCUCAAGAUUGUCUCCUCGGCCAUUGUGGAUAAGUAUAUUGGGGAAAGUGCCCGUCAGAUCCGUGAAAUGUUUGCCUAUGCCCGUGAUCAUCAGCCAUGCAUCAUUUUCAUGGACGAGAUCGACGCGAUUGGCGGUCGUCGAUUCUCAGAGGGCACUUCAGCUGAUCGGGAGAUUCAGCGCACUCUCAUGGAGUUGCUCAAUCAAAUGGAUGGCUUCGAUGCUUUGGGUCAGGUCAAAAUAAUCAUGGCCACUAAUCGUCCAGAUACUCUGGACCCGGCUCUCCUUCGUCCGGGUCGCUUGGAUCGCAAACUGGAAAUUCCUCUACCCAAUGAGACGGCUCGCAUGGAUAUCCUCAAGAUUCAUGCUGCUCCAUUGGCCAAAGAAGGUGAUAUAGAUUACGAGGCGAUUGUCAAACUCUCAGACCGAUUCAAUGGAGCGGAUCUUCGCAACACAUGCACUGAGGCAGGACUCUUUGCCCUACGUUCCGAUCGCGAAUAUGUCAUACAGGAGGACUUUAUGAAAGCGGUACGCAAAAUGGCAGACAAUAAGAAAUUGGAGUCAAAACUUGAAUACAAGCGCAUUUAAUGGAAACAUCGGACAAGUUGCGUUGUCUAAUCUCACCUAGUCCAAUCAGUAGCUAAUACAAUUUUAUAUUGAUUCGUUUGACUCCA
Messenger RNA from Drosophila willistoni, 1340 nucleotides. RefSeq names its product 26S proteasome regulatory subunit 10B-like. The coding region runs from base 43 to 1254 and encodes 403 amino acids. The transcript has 2 exons. Gene Ontology annotation, biological process: positive regulation of RNA polymerase II transcription preinitiation complex assembly. NCBI's taxonomy places the organism in Eukaryota, Metazoa, Arthropoda, Insecta, Diptera, Drosophilidae. Gene Ontology annotation, molecular function: ATP hydrolysis activity; ATP binding; proteasome-activating activity. The record is from RefSeq and is a predicted model, not a curated record. Gene Ontology annotation, cellular component: cytosolic proteasome complex; proteasome regulatory particle, base subcomplex.